UUUCCCUGUCACUCCAGCCUGAAGGGAAGUCCCCUACCAGGAGAGACUCCAUAUGGGUUCCCCUCUCACCUACCCUGAAACCUGCAGGGUCCCUGGUUGUGUCUGUGGGUGGUGGGUAGAAAGAGGGAAACCUGACAGGAGUUGAGCCAAGCAGGAGCUGCUCCCGUGAAGCUUCCUGCGGGAAGGUGGUUUUACAGCAAGAGCGCUUCCUUCAGAAGGGAUGUCUGGCAUGCUAACGCAACGCUCUCUCCCUCCGCAGCAGAAAGCGGGUGUCUUGAACCGGCCGAGGGGGUUCUGACCUCCUACCGCCUGCACCAUGACCACAGUUAGUGUCAAGCCGAGUCAACGCUUCCGGCUGCCCGACUGGCACACCAACAGCUACCUGCUGUCCACCAAUGCCGAGCGGCAGCGGGAGGCGUCCCAUCAGAUCCGCCAGGAGGCCCGCACCCUCUCCAAUGAGACCAACAACCAGACCGUUUGGGACGAACAUGACAAUCGGACUCGACUGGCCGAGAGGAUUGAUAGUGUCAACCGGUGGAAGGAGACCUUGGACAAGUCCCUAACCGACCUAGACGCUGAGAUCGAUGCCCUGAUGCAGAUGAAAGAGUCUGCCGAGCAAAACCUGCAGGCGAAGAACCUGCCCCUGGACGUGGCCAUCGAGUGUCUGACCCUGCGGGACAGCCGGCGAGACAUCGAUGUGGUGACCGACCCUGUGGAGGAUGAGCUGCACAAAGAGGUGGAGGUCAUUGAGGCCACCAAGAAGGCUUUGCAGCGGAAGAUCAGCCAGGCCUUCGAGCAGCUCUGCCUCUUGCAAGAAGUCCGACAGCAGCUGAACUCUGACCAUCGGGGCAAAAUGGAGACACUGGACAUCGACAGAGGCUGCCUCUCUCUCAACCUCAACUCCCCUAACAUCUCUCUGAAGGUCAACCCCACACGCAUCCCCAAAGACUCCUCCACACUCCAGGAGUGGGACACCUUCAGUCAGUUCAACAAGAAUCGGGCGGAGGCUGAGAUGAGAGCGGCCAUGAUGCUGAGGGAGGCCAUCGCCUUGACUAUCGCCGAGACCAACAACGAACUGGAAGCCCAGAGGGUCGCGUCCGAGUUUGCCUUCAGGAAGCGGCUGCGGGAGAGUGAGAAAGUGUACAGCGAGCUCAAGUGGCAAGAGAAGAAUACCCUAGAAGAGAUUGCCCAGCUGCAGGAGGACAUCAGGCACCUAGAGGAGGAUAUUCGGAGAAAAUUCCUGAACUUGAAGCUAACACAUACCCGCCUCGAGUCCAGAACCUACCGGCCCAACGUGGAACUCUGCCGGGAUCAGGCACAGUAUGGCCUCACCGAUGAGGUCCACCAGCUGGAGGCAACCAUCACUGCCCUGAAGCAGAAGCUGGCGCAAGCACAGGAUGCUCUAGACGCCCUCUACAAGCACCUGGCCCGGCUGCAGGCCGACAUCGCCUGCAAGACCAACUCCAUGCUGUUGGACACCAAGUGCUUGGACACCCGCCGGAAGCUGAUGGUGCCCGCUGAGAAGUUUGUGCCCGAGGUGGACACUUUCACGCGUACCACCAACCGUACCCUGAGUCCGAUCAAAUGUCGCCAGCUGGAGCUGGCCUAGCUUUGAGGGGCU
Messenger RNA from Echinops telfairi (small Madagascar hedgehog), 1621 nucleotides. It is a transcript of the gene TEKT2, whose product is annotated as tektin 2. NCBI's taxonomy places the organism in Eukaryota, Metazoa, Chordata, Mammalia, Afrosoricida, Tenrecidae. The record is from RefSeq and is a predicted model, not a curated record. The transcript has 9 exons. Gene Ontology annotation, cellular component: microtubule cytoskeleton; nucleus. Gene Ontology annotation, biological process: cilium assembly; cilium movement involved in cell motility. The coding region runs from base 317 to 1609 and encodes 430 amino acids.